Messenger RNA from Brienomyrus brachyistius, 2311 nucleotides. RefSeq names its product kelch domain containing 10 (gene klhdc10). NCBI's taxonomy places the organism in Eukaryota, Metazoa, Chordata, Actinopteri, Osteoglossiformes, Mormyridae. Gene Ontology annotation, biological process: positive regulation of stress-activated MAPK cascade. Gene Ontology annotation, molecular function: protein binding. Bases 205 to 1449 code for a protein of 414 amino acids. The transcript is spliced from 10 exons. The record is from RefSeq and is a predicted model, not a curated record.
CUCAGUCUCAACGUCGGCCUCGGCCAUUCGUCCGCCGUAUUUAAGGCCCACGCAGAUUCGCCGCCCCUUUCGCCGGUAGGGGCGGCCGACUUGUUUUGAUGCAGCUUCGGGGAUGUGAAAAAAGCGGGUCGGAGGGGUGUGUGCGCCUGUGUUUGUGUUUUUCCGGCAUUUAAUUCCGCCCGUCCGCGGCGUUCGGCGGGGAAGAUGUCAGCCGCUGACGGCGCCGAGCAGCUGAACAGGUUCGAGAAGCUGUCAGGGCGGCCUCCUUUCCGGGCGGCAGGCUCUAAGAAGAGAGUCCGCUGGCUGCAGGCUCGCCGCAUCUUCAUCCACUCUUGUCCCAGCCUGCGGAUCCCUAACAGGUUUUUGAGAGAAGGACACCGCACCCCCCCUGCCCGGAGCGGACACCGCUGCGUGGCAGAUAACUCAAGCCUCUACGUGUUUGGUGGGUACAACCCGGAUUACGAUGAGUCGGGCGGCUCGGAGAACGAGGACUACCCGCUGUUCCGGGAGCUCUGGCGGUAUCACUUUGCCAGCGGUUCCUGGCAGCAGAUCCGCACGGAGGGCCACAUGCCCACAGAGCUGGCAUCUAUGUCAGCUGUUCUGCACGGAAACAACCUUCUGGUGUUUGGCGGCACUGGGAUCCCGUUUGGGGAGAACAACGGCAACGAUGUGCAUGUCUGCAACGUGAAGUACAAGCGGUGGUCGCUGCUGAACUGCCGCGGGAAAAAGCCCAACCGGAUUUACGGACAGGCGAUGGUCAUCAUCAACGGCUACCUGUACGUGUUUGGAGGAACCACAGGUUACGUCUACAGCACAGACCUGCACCGGCUGGACCUCACCACCCGCGAGUGGACCCACCUGAAGCCCACCAACCCUCCCGAUGACCUCCCAGAGGAGAGGUACAGGCAUGAAAUCGCACACGAUGGCCAGCGGAUUUACAUCCUGGGCGGGGGCACCUCCUGGACCUCCUACCCUUUAGACAAGAUACACGCAUACAACCUAGAGACAAACUCGUGGGAGGAGAUCACCACGAGGCCGCAUGAAAAAAUAGGGUUCCCAGCUGCGAGACGGUGCCACAGCUGUGUACAGAUUAAGAGCGAUGUAUAUGUGUGUGGUGGUUACAACGGGGAGGUGAUCCUAGCCGACCUGUGGAAGAUCAGCCUGCAAACGUUCCAGUGGACACGGCUGCCCGCGGUGAUGCCCGAGCCAGCCUACUUCCACUGCGCUGCUGUGACCCCGGCGGGCUGCAUGUACAUCCAUGGCGGCGUGGUGAACAUCCACGAGAACAAGCGCACUGGCUCCCUUUUCAGAAUCUGGCUGGUGGUGCCCAGCCUGCUGGAGCUCUGCUGGGAACAGCUACUGCGGAGCUUCCCUCAGCUGGCCCUGCUGCCACCCAUGCAGCUGCUGAACCUGGGCCUCACGCAGGAACUCAUCGAGCGCUUGAAAUAGUGAACGGGGAGACCCAGGAGGCCUGGGGUGGCCCACUUUCGGCACCGAGGAGCACGGAUGAGGCGGUCUGGUGGAUGCGGAUCGCUGGACUUGAGCGGGGGGCUCUUUGAGGGCUCCUCCAACAUAGCCCCCGCCUUAAAACCAAAUCAUCAGAUGCCUUUGUGUGUUUUGGGUUUUUUUUUUUUUUUUUUGCGGCAGUUUAAAUUAUAUAUAUUUUUAAAGCCAGGUGGAAAAUUUGUCUUAGAGCCGUCACGCCGAGCGCACACAUGGAGGACAUUGAAACAAUGCCGUCAUCUCCCUGGAGUUUGCAUGCGUGCAUCGCGCAGUACGUAGUGUAUGCUAAAUAGGAAUGUACAGUCACACUUUAAUCCCACUUUUAUUUGCUUUUAUGGCAAUCUUUUUUCCCCUUGCUUUCAUUUUCUUUACGCCUUUCUUGUACAUAAUCUUGCUGUUUUGUUUAAAAAGUUGCGUUGGCUUUUUUGCGGCCAUAUUCUCCACUGCAAAUUUCCUGUUGGACAUGAAGAUGCAUUCAUGCAUUCACAUUUGCUCUGUUUUACAAUAGAAAUUUCCUUUUGCAGGGUUUUUAAUGGCAGUGGGUAAAAGCAAUGGGGAAAGCGGGUUUUCUCUCUUGCUUAUUCCGCACUGGAUUACUGGCUUAUUCUGGUUCUGUCCAGGCGAAUGGCAGAGAGGGCCGCUGAUGGCGGGGGGGCCAUCAAUUGUCUCCCAGAAGCCAUUCCCCACUGGUCCCAGUCCUCAUCUAGAACCAGUUUGACCAAAUAAUUACAUCACUGUGAAUCUGGGUGCAUCUUACUCUCUCCUUAAAAUGUUAUGUUUAAAUAAAAGUCAGCCCUUAAGUCUUAAA